CUUGAGUAGUGCUUGGCUGUGCUCCUCCUGAGCACUCCUUGGGAAAGCAAUAAUGAUCACGUUCAUGAACAACUCGGACAGUGAGGAGGAGCCCUGCAAUGAGAGAACAUCCCUGAUGUCCGCAGAGAGCCCUCCAGUACCCUCCUACCAGGACGGCCUGCAAGCCUCAGAAGCAGGGGAAGUGCAGGCACAUAGGAAGAGGCGCACAGGUAGCAGCCGUAGCCCUAACAAUAUUGCUGAUGGGGAUAUGUCUGACUCGGGUGUUCCAGUGAGAGAAAGCGCCUUGGAAAAUGAAGAGGAGGAACUGACUCUGAAAUAUGGAGCAAAGCAUGUAAUCAUGCUCUUUGUGCCUGUCACCCUUUGUAUGAUUGUUGUCGUCGCCACCAUAAAGUCAGUGCGCUUCUAUACGGAGAAAAACGGGCAGCUGAUCUACACCCCUUUCAGUGAGGAUACCCCAUCUGUGGGCCAGCGUCUCUUGAACUCGGUGUUGAACACCAUCAUAAUGAUCAGUGUCAUCGUUGUAAUGACAGUGUUCCUAGUGCUGCUCUAUAAAUAUCGCUGCUACAAGUUCAUCCAUGGCUGGCUGAUCCUGUCCUCUUUGAUGCUGCUCUUCCUCUUUACCUACAUCUAUCUCGGUGAAGUAUUCAAGACAUACAACGUGGCCAUGGAUUACCCCACUGUAUUCUUAAUCAUCUGGAAUUUUGGAGCUGUUGGAAUGAUUUGCAUACAUUGGAAAGGUCCCUUGCAGCUCCAGCAAGCAUAUCUCAUUAUGAUCAGUGCUCUAAUGGCGCUGGUUUUCAUUAAAUAUCUACCUGAAUGGUCAGCAUGGGUGAUUCUAGGUGCAAUCUCCAUCUAUGAUCUGAUGGCUGUUCUCUGUCCCAAGGGGCCAUUGAGAAUGCUGGUAGAAACUGCACAGGAGAGAAAUGAGCCCAUUUUUCCUGCAUUAAUAUAUUCCUCUGCUAUGAUGUGGACAGUUGGAAUGGCAAAGCCAGACACAGCAGCAAGAAGACCAAGUCAGCAGACAUGGGACACAGAUGAGGAUGGGAGAGAGAACCACCAGAGCCCUUCACACACAGACUCUCAGAUGUCAGAGACGAGGAGUCCUGUUGCAACUCGCCCCAUCACUUCUUUUGAGGAGCUUGAAGAGGAGGAAAGGGGUGUGAAGCUGGGCCUUGGAGACUUCAUAUUUUACAGUGUGCUUGUUGGGAAAGCAGCUGCCACAGCUAGUGGAGACUGGAAUACUACACUGGCCUGCUUCGUAGCCAUUCUCAUAGGUUUAUGCUUAACUCUUCUAUUAUUGGCUGUUUUUAAGAAAGCACUGCCUGCCCUUCCCAUCUCCAUCACAUUUGGCUUGGUCUUUUACUUCUCCACAGACAACCUUGUGCGACCAUUCAUGGACACCCUGGCCUCCCACCAGCUCUAUAUUUAGAAGAAGUGUGAAUUAGAGGAUUAUUUUUAAAGCUUUGCUAUGAAGUAUGGUACACUGUCUGGAAUAAGUCAUGGAAGUUUUACACUUA
Messenger RNA from Antrostomus carolinensis (chuck-will's-widow), 1517 nucleotides. RefSeq names its product presenilin 2 (gene PSEN2). Gene Ontology annotation, cellular component: membrane; gamma-secretase complex. Gene Ontology annotation, biological process: membrane protein ectodomain proteolysis; amyloid-beta formation; Notch signaling pathway. NCBI's taxonomy places the organism in Eukaryota, Metazoa, Chordata, Aves, Caprimulgiformes, Caprimulgidae. The transcript has 10 exons. The coding region runs from base 53 to 1429 and encodes 458 amino acids. The record is from RefSeq and is a predicted model, not a curated record. Gene Ontology annotation, molecular function: aspartic endopeptidase activity, intramembrane cleaving.